Messenger RNA from Dendrobium catenatum, 1739 nucleotides. RefSeq lists its product as uncharacterized. The transcript has 2 exons. Lineage: Eukaryota; Viridiplantae; Streptophyta; Magnoliopsida; Asparagales; Orchidaceae. The record is from RefSeq and is a predicted model, not a curated record. Bases 24 to 1607 code for a protein of 527 amino acids.
UCUCUGAAUCAGUAUCGCAGCUAAUGGCUUCUUGCUGGAGCUUACUUCCCCUCUUCUUCUUCUUCUUCUUCUUCUCUCUUUGCUUCCAUGAACGCGAGGCCGUCGCCGUUCAAGGCGGCCAAUUCGCAAAGGGAAGCAUAGAAGUUGCCGGCGUCGAGCUUCGCGAGCACUCCACAUUCACCGAGAUUGUAACCGCCGCCCCGCUAAGCGCCGGCGACUCCGGCGCCACCUUCUUCUCCCCUUCUUCGCUUCCCUCCGGUUUCUUCGCCCUCGGCUCCCACGCCCAAGCCCACACGUCCAAUUCCUCACCCCCCCGCGCACUCAUCGCACGCGACACCUGCGCCUCUCUCGCCUCCCCCACCGACUUUACCUUCCUCUUCUCAACCAAUUCCACCUCGCCUUCCCCCGCCUUCUUCUGGCAACCCAUCCCUCCUCCCGGCUACGCCGCCGCUGGCCACCUCGUCACCUCCUCCCCACAAAAACCCCCUCUCUCCUCCAUCCGCUGCCUCCGCAGUGACCUCCUCGAGUCAUGCGACCCCGAAGCCCCAAUCUGGUCUGCCAAAUCCGAUUCCCCUUUCACCGUCCACCUCUCAGACUCCUUCGGCACCAUCGUCGCAGGCGAAAAACCUCCUUUAAUUUGCAUAAAUAAGAGCUUAUUGACCGUUGCUGCAAUGCCGAAUCUCACCCAAAUUACCGCCCUGAUCAAAACUUACUCUCCCUGGAUCCAUUUCCACCCGAAAGAGCCCUACCUACCCUCUUCCGUCUCCUGGUUCUUCAACAACGGCGCGCUGCUUUACACGAACAGCAGCCCUAACAGGCCGGCCCGCAUCGACCCUCCCGGCACCAACCUCCCCCAGGGUGGCACCAACGACGGCGCCUACUGGCUCGACCUUCCUACCGACGCUGCUUCGCAGAAUACCGUCAAGGCGGGAAGCCUUCCCUCCGCCGAUGCCUAUAUCCACAUCAAGCCGACGCUCGGCGGCACAGCCACCGACAUCGUUUUUUGGCUCUUCUACCCUUUCAACGGCCCGGCGAGGGCCAAGGUGGAGUUCUUCGACAUCGCCCUAGGGCGAAUCGGGGAGCACGUCGGGGAUUGGGAGCACGUGACUCAGAGAUUCAGCAACUUCGACGGCGAGAUGAAGCAGAUGUACUUCUCCGAGCACAGCUCCGGAAAAUGGGUGGACCCAAAGGAGCUAGAAUAUACGCCUGUUGGGAGUAGGCGACCAGCGGCGUAUCCGACGCUGCACGGGCACGCGUUUUACCCGAAGGCAGGGCUGGUGUUGUUGGGGGAAAUGGAGAACGGGAUUGGGAUAAUGGAUGAGACGGCGGAAGGGGGCGCGGUGAUGGACGCGGGGGCGAACAACGUGAUCGUAUCAGCGGAGUAUUUGGGGGUGGAGGAGCCGGCGUGGUUGCAGUAUAUGAGGGAGUGGGGGCCGAAGGUGAGCUAUGAUGUGGAUAAGGAGUUGGAGAAGGUGAUGAGAUUUCUGCCGGGGGAGAUGAAGAAAGCGCUGGGGGAUUUGGUGAGCAGUUUGCCGAAGGAGGUGUUGGGGGAGGAAGGGCCGACGGGGCCGAAGGAGAAGGCUAGCUGGAAUGGGGAUGAGUCGUAGAUGGUGGUGAUGAUGAUGAUGAUGAUGUUGGUGGUGGUUGAAUGGCCUUGUUGGAUGAUUGUAUGUCUAGAGAGGAUUGGAGUGCUGGUGUUUGUACUUAGUUUACAAGAAAAAGGAUUUUUAGUGGGCUAA